Messenger RNA from Salarias fasciatus (jewelled blenny), 3741 nucleotides. RefSeq names its product solute carrier family 12 member 5a (gene slc12a5a). The record is from RefSeq and is a predicted model, not a curated record. Gene Ontology annotation, molecular function: potassium:chloride symporter activity. The transcript has 26 exons. Gene Ontology annotation, biological process: potassium ion import across plasma membrane; potassium ion homeostasis; cell volume homeostasis. Gene Ontology annotation, cellular component: plasma membrane. Bases 317 to 3724 code for a protein of 1135 amino acids. NCBI's taxonomy places the organism in Eukaryota, Metazoa, Chordata, Actinopteri, Blenniiformes, Blenniidae.
AGAGAGAGAGAGAGAGGGAGCAACAGAGAUAGAGCGAGGGAGUCACGCUUACAAGCCAGCGGAGAGGAGACGUCAAGAGGAGGAUCUACAGAGGGAAAAAAAAAAUCCCUCUCUCUCUCUUCUGCUGCCUCUCUCCGUGCAUCCUACGGGCAGUGAGGAGCGAAGAGGAGUGAGGAGGAUCCGGCUGGCAUAUUUUCUACGCUGCUUCCCCGCAAAUUCUGUGGCUGCAUCACAGUGCGUGGAGCGCAGGGAGAGCCGCCGAGAGCUCGAUCGGUGACACCGCUCCGCAGCAAAAGAGUGCCGGAGAGGAGCCGGGAUGCUUAACAACCUGACCGACACUGAGGAGGGGGGGGACGGGGGAGCGCAAAGCCAGGGUGACAGUAAUCCCAAGGAGAGCAGUCCGUUCAUCAACAGCAGUGAAGCUGCCGCAGAGAAGAGCCAGCAAUAUGAGGACAAGCACAUGGCCUUGUUUGCGGAGGAGAUGGACACCAGCCCCAUGGUGUCGUCUCUCCUCGGCAGCCUGGCCAACUACUCCAACCUGCCCCAAGGGAGCAAGGAGCACGAGGAGGCCGAGAACAACGAGGCCGAGUCAUCGCGCAAGAAACCCGUCAAGGCUCCCCAGCUCGGCACUCUGAUGGGCGUCUACCUGCCGUGCAUCCAGAACAUCUUUGGCGUGAUCCUCUUCCUCAGGAUGACCUGGCUGGUGGGAAUCGGAGGAGUAAUCGGGACUUUCGUCAUCGUCUUCAUGUGCUGUGCCACGACCAUGCUGACUGCCAUCUCGAUGAGUGCCAUCGCUACCAAUGGAGUAGUGCCAGCCGGAGGCUCCUACUACAUGAUAUCCCGUUCGCUGGGUCCUGAGUUUGGGGGAGCAGUGGGGAUCUGUUUCUACCUGGGAACCACCUACGCGGGAGCCAUGUACAUCCUGGGGGCCAUCGAGCUCCUCCUGAUCUACAUAGCGCCCAAAGCGGCCAUCUUUCCCUUGGAAGGCCUGGAGGGCGCGGAGCAGGAGGCGGCCCUGCUGAACAACAUGCGCGUGUACGGGACCAUCCUGCUGACCUCCAUGGCCACGGUGGUGUUUGUCGGCGUGAAGUACGUCAACAAGCUGGCCCUGGUGUUUCUGGCCUGCGUCAUUCUCUCCAUCCUCGCCGUCUACGCCGGAGUCAUCAAGACCGCCGUGGAUCCUCCCGAUUUCCCUGUGUGCGUCUUGGGGAAUCGCACGCUGGUGUGGAAGACUUUCGAUGUUUGUGCCAAAACCAUUGAGACGGCCAACGGGACGGUGACCACCCAGCUGUGGCGGAUGUUCUGCGACUCGCCUUUCCUCAACGCCACCUGCGACAAAUACUUUGUUAACAACAAUAUCUCUCAAGUCCAGGGCAUCCCCGGGGUCACCAGCGGCAUCCUGGCAGAGAACCUGUUUGGAACGUACUAUGAGAAAGGAGACCUGAUUGCCAGAAAAAACAUGGAGUCAGUGGAGGACCCCGAUGACCCCAGCACCAACAUGAACCGCUACGUUUUGGCUGACAUCACCAGCUUCUUCACACUCCUGGUUGGCAUCUACUUUCCAUCUGUGACAGGGAUCAUGGCUGGAUCCAACCGGUCUGGAGACCUGCGGGACGCCCAGAAGUCGAUCCCUAUCGGGACUAUUGCAGCCAUCACCACCACCUCCACUGUCUACAUGUCCAGUGUGGUGCUGUUCGGUGCUUGCAUCGAUGGCGUGGUCCUCAGGGACAAGUUUGGAGAGGGCGUGCAUGGAAACCUGGUGAUCGGCACGCUGGCUUGGCCUUCGCCGUGGGUGAUCGUGAUCGGCUCCUUUUUCUCCACAUGCGGGGCGGGUCUCCAGAGUCUGACGGGGGCUCCUCGCCUCCUGCAGGCCAUCGCGAAGGACGGCAUCGUGCCUGCUCUCCGGAUCUUUGGUCAUGGGAAGGCCAAUGGAGAGCCCACAUGGUCCCUCCUGCUGACUGCUUGUAUCUGUGAGAGCGGCAUCCUCAUCGCCUCCCUGGAUGCAGUGGCUCCCAUCCUCUCCAUGUUCUUCCUGAUGUGCUACAUGUUUGUGAAUCUGGCCUGUGCCCUGCAGACACUGCUGAGGACGCCGAACUGGAGACCCCGCUUCAAGUUCUACCACUGGGCGCUGUCUUUCCUGGGGAUGAGCUUGUGUCUCACUCUUAUGUUCCUCUGUUCGUGGUACUACGCCAUUGUCGCCAUGGUGAUCGCCGGCUCCAUCUACAAGUAUAUCGAGUUCGCAGGUGCGGAGAAGGAGUGGGGCGACGGGAUCCGAGGUCUGUCUCUGAGUGCCGCUCGCUACGCUCUCAUGCGGCUGGAGGAGGGUCCGCCACACACCAAGAACUGGAGGCCACAGCUGCUGGUGCUGGUCAGUACAGAUGCAGAGCAAAACGUGGAGCAGCCUCGCCUGCUGUCUCUGACCAACCAGCUGAAAGCAGGCAAAGGUCUAACCAUCGUCGGUACGGCUCUGGAGGGAACCUACCUGGAGAACUUUGACCAAACACAGCGUGCGGAGCAGGCGCUGCGCAAGCUGAUGGAGGCUGAGAAGGUGAAGGGUUUCUGUCAGGUGACCGUGUCCUCCAACCUGCGUGACGCCACAUCCCACCUGCUCCAAGCCAGCGGACUCGGAGGCCUGAAGCACAACGCCGUGCUGGUCAGCUGGCCACGCAACUGGAAGCAAGGCGAUGAGCACCAGACGUGGAGGAACUUUGUCGAGUUGGUCAGAGAAACCACCGCAGCUCGCCUCGCCCUCCUCGUCCCGAAAAACAUCUCGGCCUUCCCGUCCAACGGCGAGCGCUUCACCGAGGGCCACAUUGACGUGUGGUGGAUAGUUCACGAUGGAGGCAUGCUGAUGCUGCUGCCCUUCCUCCUCCGCCAGCACAAGGUGUGGAGGAAGUGCAAGAUGCGCAUCUUCACUGUGGCCCAGAUGGACGACAACAGCAUCCAGAUGAAGAAAGACCUGACCACAUUCCUGUAUCACCUCCGCAUCGACGCCAUGGUGGAAGUCGUAGAAAUGCACGACAGCGACAUCUCGGCCUACACCUACGAGAAGACCCUGGUGAUGGAGCAACGGUCGCAGAUGCUCAAGCAGAUCAAUCUGACCAAGAAUGAGCGUGAGAGAGAGAUUCAGAGCAUCACCGAUUCCUCUCGUGGCUCGAUCCGGCGCAAGAACCCGGCGGCUGUGACCACCCAGCUCAGCGUGACCGAGGAGCCUCCGGCAGCCAGCAAGGAGGAGAAACCUGAAGAGGAGUCAAAGUCGGCCUCUCCCCCUGUAUCCUCCCCCGCUCAGGUGCAGCUCAUCCACGACAACACCAACCCGGCCAGCCCCGCCACCCCGGCCACCCCGCUCACCCCCUCCGAGACGGCCCAGAGUCCCGGCGAGCAGGUCCAGAUGACCUGGACCGAGAAGUGCGACGGCGAGCCGGCCAAGCCGCCGGGUGCAGCCACACCCGAGGGCAUCAAAGACAUCUUCAACAUGAAGCCUGAGUGGGAGAACCUGAAUCAGUUCAACGUGCGGCGCAUGCACACGGCGCUCCGGCUGAAUGAAGUCAUUGUUAAAAAGUCCUCGGAGGCCAAGCUGGUGCUCCUCAACAUGCCGGGGCCGCCCAAGAACCGGACAGGUGACGAGAACUACAUGGAGUUCCUCGAGGUUCUCACCGAGGGCCUCAACCGGGUCCUCCUGGUCCGCGGAGGCGGCCGCGAGGUCAUCACCAUCUACUCCUGAAAGAACAGCCCCCCUCC